CGCGAGAAGGCGGGCGUUUGACGUCGGACGGGCGCGUCGCUGUCGGAGAGAAGCUGCUGCUGCUGCUCAGGGACUCGAACUACAAACUCCGGCGGCAGGAGAGACGCAGUGUGUCGGUCUGACUCAAACGUUUCCUGCCUGGCUCUUUAUUCAAAAAAACUAAAAUGGCGUAUCACAGUCCGUACAGAGCUCCAAUGCAGACCAACGCUCCCCCGGACCAGGGCUUCCUGUGGAAUAUCUUCCAGAGGGUUGACAAGGACCGGAGUGGAGUGAUAUCAGACUCAGAGCUUCAGCAGGCCUUAUCGAAUGGCACAUGGACUCCUUUCAACCCGGUGACAGUCCGCUCCAUCAUAUCCAUGUUCGAUAGGGAAAAUAAAGGCGGCGUGAACUUCAACGAGUUUGCUGGUGUGUGGAAGUACAUCACGGACUGGCAGAACAUCUUCAGGAACUACGACAGGGACAACUCCGGCUUCAUUGAUAAGAACGAGCUUAAACAGGCGCUGACUGGAUUCGGUGAGACACGAAGUUAUCGUCUAUCAGACCAGUUCUACAGCACGUUGAUAGAGAAGUUCGACCGCCAGAGGAAGGGACAGGUGGCCUUCGAUGACUUCAUCCAGUGCUGUAUUGUACUACAGAGGUUGACUGACGUGUUCAGGCGGUACGAUACAGACCAAGACGGCUGGAUCCAGGUUUCAUAUGAACAGUAUCUUUCCAUGGUCUUCAAUAUCGUAUAACGCACACGGAGCACAACAGAAGAGCACAACUGGACCCAACUGUGCCAAAGCUCCCGGCAACCGAAUGUCUGCCAUGGUGGACACUACAAGUUUUUUUUUUAAACCGGGUUUUCAGAACAGUUGGGCUGUUUCACACAAAAUUAAAAAACCUUAGGGUUCCCAGGGGAGAAAAGGGAGGCCUCCAAUAGGUUAUUGUAGGUGCUUAAAUUAAUGUAUUUUAUGAAAAUACAUUAAUUAUGUAAAAAUAAAUAAAUAGUUUAUGGAAGUAAACAGGAUAAAUGCAUGUGCGUCUCCCACCAUCUCUCGGGUCCUCGACACAUAAGCUGUCUCUUUUACAUUGGUUUCUGUGAGCUGCUAGUUCUCAUAUACCUUUGGAUACCUUUAUCCUUUAACUCAAACUCUGCAGGUUGAGUCCUUUUAAUUUGAGGGAAUUGGGAAAAGUCCUUAAAUGUGAUGUGCAGAAUAUGUGGGAACCCUGGAACCUAUCUCAAUAAAACAGGUACGCCAAUUUCUUUGCAAAUUUUCUUUUUCGAAACCCUCCUGAUGAACAGAUUUGUCCGGGAAUCUAAAACUUGAAGUUUAAAAAAAACCUUGUAGUGUUUAGUUCGUUCACCGACAUGAACGAUGUCCGUGUUGGGGACUCGGUGGGGGGGAAUCUUUAUGGACACAUCUGUCUUUCUUGUCAGUCUAAGUGUUAUUGUCAACAAACCUUUUAAUGUCUUAACUUUAAAUUGAUGAAAAAUAUAAAUGGUGCAUUGUAAAUAUGAUUUCAGAUGCAUUGCAUGCUUAUCAGGGAAAUUUAUCCCCACUUUGAAGCAUGCUUUCCCUUUAUCUCUCGUCUUUUUUCCUCAGCCCUAUUUUGCUCAAAGCCAUGUUUACAAAAACUGUGAAAGCAGGUGACGCUCUGCUUUGAGAUUCACUAACAUGCCAGCUUACAUGCCAUAUUUGUACAAACAUUUUUAACUGCAAAUCUCCAAAUGUUAGAACAUAGGAUUUUUUGGUAGCGGUUGAGCAUAAUGCCUUUAGUAUGGCUUAUUUUUUGUGCAUGAUGCCUUAAAAUGUGUAAAAACAACACAAAAGAGAAAUCUUUUAUUAAAAAAAAAAGUAAGAACAUCUGA
Molecule: messenger RNA, 1852 nt
Organism: Pleuronectes platessa (European plaice)
Lineage: Eukaryota; Metazoa; Chordata; Actinopteri; Pleuronectiformes; Pleuronectidae
Gene: pdcd6
Product: programmed cell death 6
Exons: 6
Coding region: 165-734 (189 amino acids)
Molecular function (GO): calcium ion binding
Source: RefSeq, a predicted model, not a curated record